CUCCACAACACACUCAUUCGCCUGGCUGCUCCUUGGCUUGAUCAGCUCACCCUUGCUGGCAGCAUGAGAGCAGUGUUGUGACUACGACUUGUUUGAGAAAUACUGCAACCUGGAGUAUCAUGCCUAGCAUUUGAAGUUCUGAAUUGCCUUUACGGAAUUAGAGAGCGCAAUGGGAAACACUAUGAAAACACCGAGAGCCUCCGCAGAAGGAGGAGAAGAAACAAAUGGGGCAAGCCAGACGGGUCAGGAGAGUGAUUUCCUUGCUGUCCUCUAUGACUAUCCCUCAGCAGACAUAAGCCAACCUAUAUUUCAUGUAGGAGAAAAACUACGUGUGCUAUCAGAUGAAGGAGGCUGGUGGAGAGUCCAUUCACUUACAACAGGACGAGAAAAUUAUAUUCCAGGGAAAUACGUAGCAAAGGUUUAUCAUGGCUGGCUAUUUGAAGGGCUGGGGAGAGAGAAAGCAGAGGAACUUCUACAGCUCCCCAACACCAAGGUCGGCUCCUUCAUGAUCAGAGAGAGUGAGACUAGGAAAGGAUUAUAUUCCUUGUCAGUGCGGCACAGGGAGGUGAAACAUUACAGGAUCUUCCGCCUUCCAAAUAACUGGUAUUACAUCUCUCCACGGCAAACCUUUCAGUGCCUCGAAGACCUUGUGAAUCACUACUCAGAAGUUGCUGAUGGUCUCUGCUGUGUCCUUACAACACCCUGCCUUACCCAGUGCACUAACAACCACAGCGUAAUGAAUCAAGUUCCUCCUGUGGUGAUGCGAAAUAAAAACUUCAACUGGAGAAGCAUUCACAGGCUGGAGAUGACUGGAGAUAAGGAAGGCACACUGGCAGCAAUAGAUGACUCCUGUCUCAGCUAUGGCCUGAGGGAAAGCAUUGCUUCCUACCUUUCCUUGACAGGGGAUGACAGCUCUUCUUUUGUGAGUGCCAGAAAGAAGAAAGCACAGUCUCUUAUAUACACAGGGAGCAAGCAUAAGAGUACCCUUCAUUUGCCACCUACAUAUUAUGAAGACUGACCAUGAGACAGCAAAGGGAAAAAUGGAAGCUGAGUGCUUAGAAAAAAUUACAGACCAUCCUGUGGUCCUGCAGUACUUCAGCAGCUGAGAGACAAUGCACACCAGCUGGUGAUAAAACUCUGACUGUGCUUCUGCAUUUCCUCAUCUGAAGGUUAACCACAGACCUUUGUGAGGGUACUAUCUCCUGCCAUAUUCUGGAAUUGUGCUGUGUGCACCUGAAAUUAGAAACUGCUCACUAACAAGAUAAACUGAGGCACUCUAAGCCAAGAAUUAAGUGAGGCAGAGGAUUCUUCAGUAAGGAUGAUGCCCACCAUUAUACAAAGGUGACUGGAUAUGAAAAGACUAACUCCAGCUUGAGACUGUAAAUUAAAGUCUUAGUCUAGUACUCUCCACAAGGCUGAAAAUCAUGUUUACAGAAUCUGCCUACUCUGAGAGAAAGAGCCUUUUUUAUUCUCCGUACAUACUCAUCAUUACCGGUGAGUUGGAAAGCCUCCAAGAAAAUAUCAAGUAAUUGUCAUCCAAGAGACACCUCGUUAUAUUAACUGUACACAUCUGUUAAUUCUACCUUCGGGGAAAAAAAAAUAAUGUCAUUGACUUUCCAAGAGGCUUUUAAUUCACUUGGGUGCAAUGGCCUGUAGUGUCACUGAAAGAUCACAAAACGAAGACCAGGCUUAACUCAAUGAGAAGUUCUUGCUAAGGCCUGAGAUGGAAGAACAGGCAUAUCCAAAAGCAGAACCUAACUACUCUUAAUCCAGCGGAUAUUCAUCAGAGAACCAAGUGGGUGUUUUUUAAAAUGAAAAGUAAAAUACUGUAAUAUAAUGCCUAACUGCAGGCUGGCAAACGAGUGACCUUUAAGUAAAGGACAGAACUUGAACCUCAUCUCCUGAAGGCACACCAUAUUUAUGUAUAAUAUUUAUAUUAAUAUCAGCUUUUAAAUAAUUAAACUAAUAGAAAAAAUCAGAAACAGUGGAUGUUGAAAAGUUUUCUGAACGUCUUGUCUGAAGUAUUAUGUAAAAUUGCUUUACAAUUUCAUUAAGCAACUGGGUUGUUUUAAAUAUCACAGACCAGAGAAUUUUUCAAUGUAUAUGUACCCUUGCCAAAUUAAAAAGAAGCCUGAUAGUGACAGAUCAAGGGGGAAUGGAUUUAAAAUAAAAGAUGGUAGAUUUAGUUUAGAUAUUAGGAAAAAAUUCUUUAUUCCAAGGAUGGUGAGGCACUGGCACAGGCUACCCAGAGACGCUGUAGAUGCCCCAUUCCUGAAGGCACUCAGGGCCAGGUUGAGUGGGGCCCUGGGCAGCCUGAGCUGGUGGAUGGCAAUCCUGCCUACAGCAGGGAGUUGGAACUGGGUGAUCUUUGAGGUCCCUUCCAACCUAAGCCACUCUAUGAUCCAAUCAGAUUACCUUGGAACUUGACUUGUGUUUACUGUGUAAAUUAUGUAGUCACAUCUGGGGACGUAAGAUGCUGCAAUUUAUGUACUUGAGUGGGCAUCUUUUCAAUCUAAUCCGCUGCUGUACUCUUUUUUCUUUUUUCUUUUUUUUGGGGGGGUGUGAAGUGGGGUGCAGAUUUGAGUUUAGAGACAGAGGGAAUUAAAUGCAUUUCCUCUGUAAAUAUCUCUUGGCACAUAUACUAUAUCUACUAUAGUCUAUAUCUACUAUACAUCUACUAUAUCUAUAUAUACAUCUACUAUAUUAUAGUAGAUCAUUUGCACUAGAGAGCAAGAGAAAGUCUGAGAAAAAAAUAGUGUAAACAUACUUCAGAACUUUUAAGGUGAAUGUAGUUUGGCUGAUAAACCUUGAAUAAAAGCUUUGAACAAAAAGCAAAAUGAACUCAUGUACUUUAGAUGUUUAUAUAUUCUCAUCAUUACUGUUAGUAAUAUAGUGAUAUUAUAUUUUUAUUGUGUCAACUGUAUUGUAACCAGUGAAAUGUAUAUGGGGAGCAUUACAGAUUUCUAAGUUGUGACUCACAUUCAUUAAAAUAACACCCAGGAGUAACUUUGUAUUGCUUUAAAAGAUUGAAAAGCUGGCAAACAACUAUUACAAGCACCUAGUCUUACAGUGAUAUGUCUAGAUGUUAUCUUUGACACAGCACAACAAGAAAUCCAAGAGUUCAUGCAACCUGGAAAACACUUCAGUCUCCACUCUGCAGAAAGGGCUAAGACAUGCUCUGAUGAGGACAGGCACACAAACUCACAGAAUGGCUGAGGUUGGAGGUCCUCUGGGUCCAUCUGGCCCAAUCCUGCUCAAGCAGGGACACUCAUAGAAGUGCUUCCUUGUGUUCAGAAGGAACCUCCUGUGCUCCAGUUUGUGGCCAUUGUGUCUUGUCUUGGCAGAGAUGAUCCGGUCCCUUAAUAAUUUUUGUGGCCUUUCAACUGAAAUCUCUCCAGUAGUUCUCUGAUACUGUGGGCCCCAAACUAGAUGCAGCACUCCAUCGAUAUUAACUAGAUUUUCUGGCUAGAAGUAAGUAGAUUAAUUGUGUAAUCCUUGGUGUUAUGCACACAACCUAGAUAUAUGUCUAGUUGCACAUUUGCAAUUUCUCCAUGAUGACUAUUUAUACCAUCACAUUGUACAGGAUAGACAGUGUUGGGGAAAAAACAAUCUCCAGGCUGCUAGGACAGUACACUUUUGUUACCUUCCUCUCCAGACUAUGGUUUGAGGUAUACAUGAGUAAAGUUGCAGGAAGGAUGGAACUUGGAUGAAUUUUCCUAGCAGGUAAGUCAUCUGUGUACUAAGAAAUAAUUAAAAAGAAAUGGAAGGCACCCUGAAGUUUCUCUACUCUCCUACUCUAGAAAGGACUAAUGUCACUUAGCACAAUCCUGACACUUUUAGUUUGUUUCUAAAAGCCACCAAAAAUACACAGCUUUCCCCUGCUUCAGGCAAUUCCAAACCCUCCUGGCUGCACAGUGGAAUCUUGCAGCCAGCAACUGGUUGGAAAGUCAGAAGAAAGUCUCUAGUCACCCACUUUUAAUCAAUUACAAACACGGUGGCAUCACUCCAUGGCUUCAGCAGCUGUAAGCUAAACUGGAGUUACAGGCAGAUUACUGGGCUUCUGCCCUGGCCACGCAUUAACAUAUCUAUAAGUAACAUGAUUAAAUAUGGCAUGUGGCAUGGGAAACUGCUGGGUUUAAAUAACACAUAAAGUGAGAGGGUGACAGAAGCUAUGAAUUGAGAGCACGUGAGUGGAAAAGACUGUGUUAACUGGAGCCUGGUAGUAGAUGGAUCUUUGGGAAUCAGGCAGCUUCUCCCUAUUUUCAGACAUGACAUAUGCUUCCAAAUGCUUCCAAGUCCUACAGUUAAGUCAACAGGCCUCUUACAUAAAAUUGCAUUGAUAUAUAACUCAAUUAAUCAAAAGAUGACAUCAAAAAGUAUUAAUGCACUUAAUUUGUUUUAAAAUAGAACACUAAUCAUUAAGAUUUAAUAUAUUUUUUUUAAUAUCAUACUAGUGAAAGAUGAAAUGAGUUAUAAGAAAGAGUCACCCUGACAGUUUUGCAUUAAUUUUGUACAGUCUGUUUUCCAAUUGCUUCAAAACAAAACCUAUUACAGGACAGAUAGAAGAAACUCAAAAGCACUUUGCACACCCAUAGAAAAAUAGUAUUGCUUAAUGGGAUUUCCCUCUGGAAAUCUGUUAUAUAUAAUCAGUGUCAUGGUUCGUUGUCUGUGUGCAGCUCCCUUUUUUUUAUAAUGAAAUUAGAAAAUUUUGUCAUCUUAUAGAAAAAAACAAGACACAUUCCUUUACAGGAGAUAUAUCAGAGAAAUUUGAAGAAAUCAAAAGUUUUAUGUUGCAUACCUACUUUACAAAAAAAAAAAAAACAAAAAAAAAAACAACAAAAAAGAUGCAGUAGAAUUUUGAGCCACUGCUAUUAAUGUUGAUUUUUUGCUUUAACAAAAUUAAAAUUAAGUCCACCAUGGCACUGUAUGAAGUAUUUCACAAUACUAUUUUGAAAUAAAUGAAUUAUCCUGCUUUUGCUGAGGCAAAAGUAAGGUGUUCAUGGUCUUGGGAAGAAAAUUGCUGUUACAGACAUUAAAUCAGUGGGAAGAAUUGACACAUCUGCUGCUCAUUGCAUUUUCCACUGCUUUCCACUUUUCAAUUAUCCACUUUUCAAUAUUUCAACAAGCAGUUCAAUAUUCAUUUUAUAAAAGACCAAAAAGAUGCAGUGUGGAAACAGACUCCAGCAACAGCGAUAAACCAAGAUGCACUUUCACUUCCCUUUCAUCAGUUGCUCAACUGGUAAAUUGCACUGUAUCCUGUUACAGCUCUCAACAGGGCCACAUCCUAUCCUGUUUCAGAAAAGUGUGUUUGACUUCAGAGAAAGAGUAGGAUGGAACUGUAUUGUGGGAGAAGAGGACUCUACUGGCAAAUUACCUUCUAUGUCAAAAGACGAGUAAAAAACUGUGAAUUGUGUUAGGAAUUAUCUGAGAAUGUCCUUAAAAAAAUACAGCUCAUGAACAGUAAUUUUCAACAAUUUCCCUUGUCUUCUGUGCUAGGGUUAUACAAUUAAAAUGGUCUUACUGAGAUAUGGAGAUGCACAAGGCAAGUUAUACUUUUUGGCAAAAAAGAAGAGAAAUCAAAUAACAAAUAGAGACUUCAUUAUUUUCAAGGCAAGUUUUUAAUAAAUUGGGCCCCGGGUUUCCUAGACUAAGUUCCUCUGCUCACAUUUCCAAGCAUAUAAAAGUCCACUGAAGAUUAAGCCUCAUUUCACAGCACAGUACUCUUAUUUGAGGCUGUGAAGAUCAGUGGUAGUAUUGAGGCUGACAAAACUGGACUAAAGUCCUGAAAUUCAGCAUAGGAAGGGCAGUAAGCACAGAGAACAGCUGAGGUGAUGGCAAAAAAAAUCCAAGCUGACAAGCAAACAUUUUGGAGGCUUUGAAACUUGAUUUUCUUUUAAGUGAAAUUGUUAAUCUGUCACGAGAUCAGAUAAAGACCGGAUUCUUCAAACAUGCGGAUGUUUGGCUCAUCAUUUCUAGAGUCUAAAAACUGCUGAUCAAUAACUGUAUUUAUGGAAUGGAAACUAACCUGUUGUCCUUAUAAAUUAUGAAAGAAAACUAUUUAUAUAACACAAAAAAAACCACAGUGACGAGAAAAAGAUUCUUAGUAUGACUAAAUCAAUCACCAAAUUACAUCUCUUGUACAUCCUUGUGAAACACCUAACUCUGGAGAUAGCAAUCACAGGUGAGAAGAAAAAUAACUACAGCAAUAACAGUUAUAUUUGUACUGCAAAAGACAUGGAUGAA
Molecule: messenger RNA, 6243 nt
Organism: Lagopus muta (rock ptarmigan)
Lineage: Eukaryota; Metazoa; Chordata; Aves; Galliformes; Phasianidae
Gene: SLA
Product: Src like adaptor
Exons: 8
Coding region: 170-1018 (282 amino acids)
Molecular function (GO): protein binding
Source: RefSeq, a predicted model, not a curated record